Molecule: messenger RNA, 3052 nt
Organism: Osmia lignaria (orchard mason bee)
Lineage: Eukaryota; Metazoa; Arthropoda; Insecta; Hymenoptera; Megachilidae
Product: integrin beta-PS-like
Biological process (GO): cell adhesion mediated by integrin; cell-matrix adhesion; cell-cell adhesion
Cellular component (GO): cell surface; focal adhesion; integrin complex
Molecular function (GO): integrin binding
Source: RefSeq, a predicted model, not a curated record
AAACAAAAUUGGCAUAAAGAACGAAACAAUGAUAUUUUGUACGGUGUUACUUUUUUCGAAUUUGUUGUAUACAUUGGUUCUUUGCGAACACAAAGACGCGGAGAUUCUUUGCGCAUCUCAACAGACUUGCGGGAAUUGUCUACAGACUCCUCGAUGUGUUUGGUGCUCUACAACGGUGUCCAACCAGAAUGCCACUGGUUCCCUGGUGCGCUGUGUCAGCAGAGAAAAAUUUUUAAAGGAAGGUAAUCUCUGGUGUCGAGAAACCGACGUGAUAGAUGAGACGAGUUCGAUGCUCGUACUUGAAAAUCGCCCAUUAUCGUCGACCAAGGGCAAGGUUCCUCUUCAAAUUCAGCCUCAAAAAGUCAAAUUAAGGCUCAGACGAGGCGAAGAGUAUCACUUGAGCCUGAGGUAUAGUCAAGCAGAGGAUUAUCCAGUGGACUUGUAUUACCUGAUGGACUUAUCAGCAUCCAUGGAGUCCUAUAGAGAUCGAUUAUCAGAACUAGGAUUUCGACUGGCGGAGGCAAUGCGGAAACUCACUUCGAACUUUCGUUUAGGAUUCGGUAGUUUUGUCGAUAAAGUAGUACUGCCGAUGACCAGUACACAGCCAGACAAGCUAAAAUCACCGUGUGUCUUGAGAACCAAAAAACCAUGUACACCGCCUUAUGGGUACAAGAAUCAGAUGCCUUUAACCGAGAACGUUGCUCUAUUCAAAAACCGGGUACAAGAGGCGCCAGUAUCCGGCAAUCUUGACGCACCAGAGGGUGGUCUGGACGCAAUGAUGCAGGUGAUGGUUUGUACUAAGGAAAUCGGUUGGCGACAGAAUGCCCGACAUCUUAUCGUCUUUUCUACGGAUGCCGGCUUUCAUAUCGCCGGGGACGGCAGAGUAGCGGGAAUCAUCGAGCCCAACGACUGUCUUUGUCACCUGGACAAGGAUGGAUUUUAUACGUAUUCGCUUCUACAAGAUUAUCCGUCCGUCGCUCAAAUUAACAAGGUAGUACGUGAGCACAAUAUGAACAUAUUUUUCGCGGUUCCAAGCAAGAUGAACGUGACGUAUCAGUUAUUGAGUAAACGAAUCAAAGGUUCUUCUAUUGGAAUGCUCGAGCAUAAUUCUCAAAACGUAGUCGCCUUAGUCAGCGGGGAGUACAAGAAACUGGUGAACUCUAUAACGAUGACGGACGAUGCUCCGAAAAUGAUCGAUGUUAAAUACUUUUCUCGAUGUUUGGAAGAAAACGGCGAAUUGAAGGAACGAAGGGAAUGCGGAGGAUUACGAGUGGGUAACAUCGUCGAAUUCGAAGUGGUAUUGCGGGCGGUCGAAUGUCCAGCGAAUUCCAGCGAGUGGCAGCAAACCAUGCAGAUAAAACCGAGAGGCAUAAACGAGAGUCUGACGAUCGACCUGAGCAUUAUAUGCGACUGUGCGUGUGAUCGGCCAGGACAUCCGGGGUACGAGGUUGUUUCGGAAGAUUGCAAAGGAAAUGGCACUCUGAUUUGCGGUCUAUGCUCUUGCAACGAUGGUUUUUACGGGAAGCAGUGCGAAUGCGAGGGAGACGAAGCGGGCGGAGUCGAGAGCGCAGCUGCGAUGGCUGAUUGCAAACCUGACAACGAGACCAAUGAAAUUUGUACUGGCCACGGAGACUGCAAGUGCGGCGUGUGCGAUUGCGCGAAGCGUCCAAAUCCGCAGGAACUUUUCUAUGGGAAAUACUGCGAGUGUGAUAAUUUCUCUUGCAAACGAAGCGGAGGAUUGGUUUGCGGCGGGCGGGGCAAGUGCGAGUGCGGUUCUUGCAAUUGCCUGCCAGGAUGGGGUGGUGAGACGUGCGAUUGCAAAGAGACGAACACCACGUGUAUACCAGAUAAUAGCGAAACCGUGGACAUUUGCAGUGGACGCGGUGAUUGCAUCUGUGGUGUAUGCCACUGUCACGAAAAGGACAAUAUUCGAUAUUCCGGACAGUACUGCGAAGAGUGCCCGACGUGUCCUGGACAACGUUGCGAAGAGUUGAAAAAAUGCGUGGAAUGCAUGGCGUAUAAUUCUGGGUCUUUUGCUGGAAAUGGAAAAUGCGAUCAAUGUUUGCAUCAGAUUGAUAUCGUGGAAAAGAUCACAGAAGAUCCUGUAAAAGAUCAAGAGACUGGAGCUCAUGUUUGUCGAACGCAAGAUGAUGCAGGCUGCAUGUUUGCAUUCAAGUAUGAAUAUUAUAGGGGUGGUACUGGAGGCGAUAUAAAAAUAUUCAAUAUUCUUGCCGAGAAAGAGAAAACGUGCCCCAAGCCUCUUAAUGUUGUUGGUGUUGCUAUUGGCUUAGUGGCCAGUACUGUAAUCAUUGGUUUCCUGAUACUUGUUGCUUGGAAAAUACUGACGACAAUUCACGACGCACGAGAAUUCGCGAAAUUCGAGCAAGAACGAGCUCUUGUGAAGUGGGAGACGGGGGACAAUCCACUUUAUAAGAAGGCUACAUCCACUUUCAGAAAUCCAACGUUCAACGACAGUGGCAAAGAUUAGUUUGAAAAUUUUUUAUUGUUUAAAACAGGCCUGGGCGAUUUGCGCCUGGCGAGCCGCAUGCCUCUUCUUUCCCCACUUCGACGCCGUCUAUGCUCAUGCGGAGCGCGAGAGAAGAGGGGGACUAGGAGUCUAUACAUGUACGACUCACGGUAAGAGGGUAUUAGUAGGGGGGACCAGGGUAGUAGAGGGGAUUGCGUGACGACAGCGGGAAAGAUGUUGCUCAGGCCUGGUUUAAAAGAAUUUUCGCGGGCUUGAUUUGAACGUAAGGUGCGCUAUCCGACAGGUAGCGCCACGAUACGGAACUAACGAUAAAUCAACGACGACGCCAUCUUGGAUAAUUACUUCGCGAGAAGACGUCUACUCGGCAAAAAGAAAUCUUCGUCCGUCUAAGCUUUUGGAAAAGAUACAUUCUCCGCAUUCUUUCCUGCCUUCCUAUCUUGUAAGUGAAACUAUUUCCUUUUUUCUUUUUCAUUUUUCUCCCCAAAUAUUUCAAAUACUUUGGUUAUCUUACAUCCCGCGUUAUCACGUGUAAAAAUGGCGCGAAUAAAAAGAAGCGUAUAGGUA